This is a messenger RNA of Contarinia nasturtii (swede midge), 1757 nucleotides long. RefSeq names its product serine/threonine-protein kinase STK11 (gene Lkb1). The record is from RefSeq and is a predicted model, not a curated record. Bases 307 to 1557 code for a protein of 416 amino acids. Gene Ontology annotation, biological process: protein phosphorylation; regulation of Wnt signaling pathway; DNA damage response. NCBI's taxonomy places the organism in Eukaryota, Metazoa, Arthropoda, Insecta, Diptera, Cecidomyiidae. Gene Ontology annotation, molecular function: ATP binding; protein serine/threonine kinase activity; protein kinase activator activity. Gene Ontology annotation, cellular component: nucleus; cytoplasm. The transcript has 8 exons.
AAUGAUGGCUAGUAAAAUAUGUCUGCAGUAAAAAUGACGCAGCCAUACUAAUUUUAAUAGCAUUAGUUAGUUUUUUUUCUAAAUAUUUUAUGUUUUUCAUUUUUAAAAUUAGAAGCAAAAUUGUGAUUUCAUUGUCAUUUAUUCGAUGCAAAAUUAAUAACAGCCACACGAAUUAAAUUAAAUGUUACGGAAAUCAAGAAAUACGAAACAAGAGGAAAACAAACGCAGCCCAAUUUUGACAAAAAUAAUUCCAAUUUUCUAUGUGUUCAUUCCGGUCAAAUUAAAUUCAAUUGGUUUUAUUUUCAAAUGGAUGCCAAUAAAUCGGAACUAGUUUUAUCCAAUUCAAUGUUUGCCAGCGACGAACAAUUCUCCGAAGAUGAUUUACUUGAUACAAAUGGUGGACAGGCGGUCACCUGGCUAAAUGACGAUGAAAAUGAAAAAUUAGAUAUGUCAAUCAAUAUAGAUGCAACAAAUAUGUUUUUCAAUCGUGUCGAAUCAGCUGAAAUUAUUUACCAAGCAAAGAAAAAAACCUGCAAAAUGAUUGGUAAAUAUGUGAUGGGCGACAAAUUGGGUGAAGGCUCGUAUGGAAAAGUCAAAGAAGUAUUAGAUUCGGAAACAUUAUGCAGGCGAGCUGUUAAGAUUUUGACACAAAGAAAACUGAAACGAAUACCGAAUGGUGAGCAAAAUGUUCGACGCGAAAUUCAACUGUUGCAAGUGCUGCGGCAUAAAAAUGUUGUGCAAUUGCUCGAUGUUUUAUAUAAUGAAGAAAAACAAAAAAUGUAUUUAGUGAUGGAAUACUGUGUUGGUCAGCUACAGGAAAUGUUGGAUUCGGUGCCUGAAAAGAAAAUGCCAUUGUUCCAAGCGCAUCGAUACUUUCUUCAGCUGAUAGAUGGUUUAGAAUAUUUACAUGGAAAAGGUGUCAUUCACAAGGAUAUUAAACCUGGAAAUUUAUUGAUUACGCUCGAUGACACAUUGAAAAUUUCGGAUUUUGGUGUGGCAGAGGCUUUAUCAAUGUUUGCCAUGAAUGAUACUUGCUCAACGGGUCAAGGUUCACCGGCAUUUCAACCGCCGGAGAUAGCAAAUGGCGAUGAAACAUUUUCGGGAUUUAAAGUUGAUAUCUGGAGUUCGGGCGUAACGCUCUACAACAUAACGACUGGUCAAUAUCCAUUCGCUGGAGAUAACAUUUAUCGGCUGUUGGAGAAUAUCGGUAAAAAUCAAUGGAAAGCACCCGAAUGGUUUCAAAAGUUUGACAUAAAUUUGGCCAGUUUAAUUCUUGGAAUGCUUCAAUCGAAUCCACAACAUAGAUUAACAUUGGAACAAGUUAAACAGCACACAUGGACCGUUAGCACACCGACAAAAGUUGGUACACGCGUCUCAGUGCCACCAUUGAGAACCGAUGAGUUAAGGAGUUCAACGGUUUUGCCGUAUUUAGAUGCCUAUCAUUAUGGCACUGAUGACAAUGAACAAGACUAUUAUACCGAACACGAUCUAACCGGUCAGUAUCAAUUAAAUGCAAUGCAAGGACGCCAAACGAACGACAUCACCAUCGCAUGUUAAAGUGAAUGCAACCAAACGAAGUUCAAAAAAUAGGAAAUUAUCGAAAAAACUAUCAUCAUGUAUAUCAGUUCGAAAGAUGACCGGAUGUCGACCGUCAUAGAUUUGAUUUGUUUGUUAUUUACUCAAUGUUAUAAAUGCGUUAAAUCGAGAGAAUGAAUGCAGAAUAAAAUGUGCAGUCCUGCAAAUGGUUUUGAUUUAAA